This is a messenger RNA of Jaculus jaculus (lesser Egyptian jerboa), 1770 nucleotides long. It is a transcript of the gene Scnn1d, whose product is annotated as sodium channel epithelial 1 subunit delta. Lineage: Eukaryota; Metazoa; Chordata; Mammalia; Rodentia; Dipodidae. Gene Ontology annotation, molecular function: ligand-gated sodium channel activity. Gene Ontology annotation, cellular component: membrane. Gene Ontology annotation, biological process: sodium ion transmembrane transport. The transcript is spliced from 12 exons. The record is from RefSeq and is a predicted model, not a curated record. Bases 1 to 1770 code for a protein of 589 amino acids.
AUGUCAUCAGUGGUCACUGCUUCCAGAGCUAUGGAGCUGAUGACCUCACCCCCUCCCGGGAGCCAGCGCUAUGCAGUGGGGCUGGGUACUCCUUACCUCAGCCCAGCCAAGAUCCUCAGUACCAGUUUGAGUGGAGCUACCACCAUCCAUGGCACAAUCCGCUUUGUCUGUUCCCCCGAGAACCGGCUUAAGACAGCAUCUUGGGGACUGCUGCUCCUGGGCGCCCUGGCAGUGCUCUACUGGCAACUUGGGCUGCUCCUGGAGCAGUACUGGAGUUAUUCAGUCAUCAUGGCAGUAUCUGUGCACUGUGAGCACAAAUUCUUCCCAUUGGUCACUUUGUGUGACAUGAAGCCACAUCGGCCUAGACUCAUCUGCCACCAUCUGGAGGCGCUUGAUGUGUUUGCCCAGGAGAAUAUCUAUGCCCUCUACAAGUUCAACUUUAGCGAGGGUAGGAUUACCCCCUUUGCCAGGGUCUCCAGACAUGAACCCUCCUUCCAGCUGGACCGUGGAAUCCGUCUACAGUGGCUGAGGCACCUGGGCAGCCAACACAAAGUGGGCUUCAGACUGUGCAACAGCACUGGUGAUGACUGCUUCUAUCGUGCCUACUCUUCAGGUGUGACAGCUGCCCAGGAGUGGUACCAGUUUCACUACAUAGACAUCCUGGCCCUACUGCCUAUAGACUGGGAGGGCAGCCAUCAAAGUCAUGGCGGCCACUUCAUCUUAUCCUGCUGCAGUGGCAGCGAGGACUGCCAGGAUUGGCACUUCAGGAAGUUCUACCACCAGACCUAUGGCAACUGCUACACCUUUAAGAGCAACUGGGCUGCACAGCACACAGGCAUCACACAUGGAAUCAGCCUGGUCCUCAGGGCUGAAGAGCAGGAUCACCUCCCUCUGCUGUCUACAGAGACUGGAAUCAAGGUUAUGGUUCAUGGACACAAUACACCUUUCCUGGAACACUAUGGCUUCAGCAUUCAGCCAGAGACCCAGACCACUAUAGGAAUCCAAGAGGAUGAGGUACACAGGCUUAGGAGUCCCUAUGGCCACUGCACUGAUGGCAUUGAGGGUGUAGAAGUGAAGCUUCUGUAUAACAUCUCAUACACCAGGCAGGCAUGCCUAGUUUCCUGCUUCCAGCACCUGAUGGUGGAGAUCUGCUCCUGUGCUUACUACCUCUACCCACUGCCUGAUGGAACCCACUACUGCAGCCACAAGCAACACCCAGCCUCGGUUGAGCCUGUCCUACAGGCUGACAUGGAAACCCACCAGCUCCCCUGUGUCUCCUGCUACCCUAGGCCUUGCAGAAGCAGUGUGGCCAAGGUGAACAUCUAUCAGGAACUCAAGUACUGUACCAUAGAUGAGGCACCUGUAUACUCACCUGUGGAGCCUUUGGUUUGGCUCAUCCGUCUCUCUGUGCUGGAGCUGCUGGAGCUGCUGCUGGAUGUUACCACCCUUGCUGUGCUGCUAGGCUUUCGCUGGCUCUGCCAGGGACAGGAGUCCUGGCUGGGUGGCAGUACUGCCUCAGGGCAAUCCCACACACCAGAGGCCAACCACAGGUUCCAGAGUGGCACGGUUGACACCAGAGAUGUAGAGGGUCCACCUAACCCUGGGAGAUGUGGCAGCAGUAGGUUCCCCAUAGGGGGUAAGAAUAACCACCAGAGCCCAGGAAGCAGCAGCACAUGGAUCAUGGGCAUGCCUCACACAUCAGAGUCUCUCUUCACCCACCUACAACACCUGAAGCCCCUCAGGUUGAAGAGCCUCAACACAGAGCGGUAG